AGCUGCCUCGUAAGGAAUAGCACCUGCAUGGAUGUGAGCUGGCUGCAGGUUCCCAUGUGGACUCCUUCUGCUCCAAGCAGUCUUCAUGUCUCUUCUGAAGUAUUCCGUCAGAUGGAUGGAAGACUGCUGCCUGUGCUUCGGAUAGAAUGGAAAGUGGCCACUGAUGCUAGCAUCUGGUGUCUCCGAGGGGCAGAGCUGUCUGUGAUGCAAGUGAACACCAAUCAACAGAUCUGCGCCCAGUUUGACUUUCAGAACAACUUGACGCUUCAGGUCCGUCCGGAUGGAGGUCGGUGGAAUUUCAGUUUUGACCGUUUCGAAGUGGAACCUGGCCAGACUUACCAGGUGACUGUCUACCACCUGCCCAAACUGGGUAUGCAUGGAGACUACAACUGCAAGUCCACGUCUCUCACAGUUCCUGACUGCAUGGACCCUCUAAUGAAAAGGACCGUCCCCUGUGUAGAGACAGGCAGUUUGUGGGAGCCCCAGAUCCAAGGCAAAAGUCUAGAUGAUACAACUCUGCUCGUGAGGUUUAACCCCUGGAUGGAGUCAGCCCGGUACGAAAUUCACGUGGCCAGUUUCCUGAAUGAGAAGAAGUGUAAAACAAUCACACAUGACUUCACUGAGGGUGGAUUGCAACAGCCAGUGAAUGUCACAAUCAAAAUAGAGAAGAACAUAAGGGCUUGCUGCAACUACAAGAUACAGAUUCAGCCGUUCUUUGCGAGCUGUGGCACAGACUGCCUGAGACACUCUGCUUUCAUCCCGUGUUCACCAGCUCCAAGUACAGACCCAUCAGGUGAUAUGAUUAUAUGGCUCUACUGGUGUAUCACUGGGAUCUGUGUGUUACUGGUGGGAUCAGUCAUAACUGGUGUGAUUUGUAUGACCAAAAAACGAGCAGGACACCAGCGAGGGAAAUACAACCACAAUGAUUUGCAGACUGCAGCACCAUAUACCGACCUUCCUCUGCCCCCCUUGAAGCCCCGCAAGGUCUGGAUCGUGUACUCAGCCGAUCACCUGCUGUACGUGGACGUGGUGCUGAAGUUCGCCGAGUUCCUGAUGACGGUCUGUGGCACUGCUGUAGCCUUGGAUCUGCUGGAGGAUCACCAGAUCUCAGAGUUAGGGCCGUUACCCUGGCUUACUCGGCAGAAGAAGGAAAUGGAAGACCUGUCUUCCAAGAUCAUCAUCUUAUGCUCACGGGGCACCCAGGCCAAAUGGCAGGCCAUGCUUGGGAGUGAGCCUGUGUGUCUCAGGCAAGAUCAGCAAAAGCCCACGGGAGACAUGUUCACCCCGGCCUUGAAUUUGAUCCUGCCAGAUUUCAAGAAGCCAGCUUGUUUUGGAAUGUAUAUAGUCUGUUAUUUUGAGGGGAUAAGUAGUGAGAAAGAGGUACCUGAUCUGUUCAACGUCAUCCCCAGGUACCAACUGAUGGAAAAGUUUGAGGAUAUUUAUUUUCGGAUUCAGGAUCUGGAGAAGUUUGAACCUGGGCGCAUCCAUCGAAUCCAAGAAAUCACAGCUGAGAAUUACAUCGAUAGCCCUAGUGGGAGGAAGUUGAAAGAAGCAGUGCAAAAGUUCAGGAACUGGCAGACUGAGCACCCGGACUGGUUUGAGAGUGAAACCAUCUGCUUGGACAGUGAUGAAGAGUUGCAGUCCCUGAACAGAGAGAGCCAGGUGGAUUCGUUGCUGAGUGAACCAGGUGGAAUUGUGAAACACCAGCUGCACCUAUGGGAGCCUGACUGCCACUGCUCUUACGUCGUCGACCUCCACAUGCAUGACGGUGAAACUGGAGGCUGUAAACUGCAGCCUCAGCUUAAUCCCUGUGGGGAUCUGACUGCUCAGACUACGGUCCUUCCUAUGGAUGAGGUUCCUCUAAUUCAGGUAGUGGAGCCAGUCCCUUCCAUGGAAGAUAGAAAUAUCCUUGGUCAUCAUGUGCUGAGUAAUGAGGACCGUGUGGAAGGAGUUCCUCUUCUGGAGACAAGCUUUCCAAUGAGGAAUAACAUCCUCCUCCACGAUGACUCUGAAGCUUCAGCAGUAGAUGACCAGAGCCCUUCAAACCUCUCAGGUGAACUGAGACACCACCUGAACGGACUCAUGUACUCUCUCUAUCAGCAGAGCGUCAUUCAUUCGGAGCCGUCUCGCUGCCGAGAGGAGGCUGACCAGCAAGACCAGUUGGUCUUUGAUGACCAGUGCAAAGACCAAAGACAGUCAGUGCAGUCAGACCAGGGCUACAUCUCUAGAUGUUCUCCUCUGCCUCCUGAUGACCUUGUGGAGGAGGAGGAGGAGGAGGAAGAAGAGGAGGAUCAGGAAAAGCAAGUGGUCUUCCAUGAACUCUCUCCAGAGGUCUUGAACAGUCUAAAGAGCCUCCAGCAGCAGCUGUUUUUCCAGGACAUUCAACGGAGCUCUGACUGGGGGUAUCCAUCCGAGGUGAUGGACCUUGGCCAGUCUUUGCAGGACUGUUAG
Messenger RNA from Eurypyga helias (sunbittern), 2451 nucleotides. RefSeq names its product interleukin 17 receptor A (gene IL17RA). The transcript has 12 exons. The record is from RefSeq and is a predicted model, not a curated record. The coding region runs from base 28 to 2451 and encodes 807 amino acids. Gene Ontology annotation, molecular function: interleukin-17 receptor activity. NCBI's taxonomy places the organism in Eukaryota, Metazoa, Chordata, Aves, Eurypygiformes, Eurypygidae.